Bacidia gigantensis is the source of this 453-nucleotide messenger RNA. RefSeq lists its product as uncharacterized. The coding region runs from base 1 to 453 and encodes 150 amino acids. The record is from RefSeq and is a predicted model, not a curated record. NCBI's taxonomy places the organism in Eukaryota, Fungi, Ascomycota, Lecanoromycetes, Lecanorales, Ramalinaceae. The transcript is spliced from 2 exons.
AUGGUUCCAUCAACAACCGGGGGGUAUAUCCACUGGACCACCACCACCACCACCCCCAACCCCAACCCUAACCCCAACCUUACCUCCCCCGACGCCUUUCCCAACCCCAACCCCAAGCCCAAACCUUCAAUCCCCACACAAACCCUCCCCCUCUCCCACCUCCGCAAAUCAGGCAAAGCUUUCUGCUGGCUCGACCUCGAACCCCUCGAUUCCAGCGCCGACGACUAUUUCGCCGCCGCCGUGGUCGUGCAAAAGGCGCUCGAGAUUAUUCGGAAUUGCUUCGUGAAGGAUAUGGGUGGGCGCGUCGUGCUGGGGCCGAAGGGGGUGGUGGCUUUGCGAUUUUUGGGGUGGGGAGAGGGGGGAAAUGGGACGGAUGUGCAGGAGGGUGGUAGCGGGACGGGGACGGGGACGGGGACGGGGACGGGGACCGGGGUGGAGACGUAUCGAGGAUGA